CAUAAGAACCAGUGGUUCAAGGUUCUCCUCUCUGGAAUGGACAUCAAUUGCUUGGGCUACAGGUCUAGCCUUGGCUGCUCCAAUUCUUGGUUUCAUUUCCUUCCACCUUGAUGGCAACUUUCCAAAACUCAUCACAGCAGCAGCUACAGGAGUUGGAGUAUUGUUCUGCCUCCCUGCAGGGUUCUUCAAAGUCACAGGCAUCUUCAUUCCCUACAUUGCUGGCAUUGUUGCAGCUAUCACAGUUGCAAGUGCUGCACACACCCAACAUCUUGGUCUUAUGAUACGUGGCUUCACUGGACCAACCCUCAAGAGAAGCGAAUUUUCCUUAAGGCAAGGGUUCUCCAGCAGGCUCUCCCUUCAUGCCACAGCUGGUGGUUGCUUAGGUGCAGCAUUAAUUUCAGCCUUCACUUACCAUAUGCUUCGUGAACUCAAUGAUAAUGAACGUGAUAUUAUGAGCCUAUGGGUUGUCUCAAUCUUCAGUGGCUUAAUAUGGCUUGUGGGGGUAUUGCAUCUUGUUACAGCUUCAAACAGAACCACUGAUUCCAUCUCAUUUUCUUCAAGGCUCCACCCUUUUUCUAUCUUCAAAUACCCUCAUGCAAUUGGAGGCCUUGCUGGGGUUUUCCUUUCUUCAUUCACCACAAUGUCUAUUUUCACAGGGGGAGUGAUUUUCAUAGUUGGCCAGCUUUGCAUUAAGCCAGUGGACUUGCUUUAUUUCUGGUUAACAUAUUUCCUUUUCCCUCUUGUUUCUCUGUCACUACUACAACCCAUGCUAAACCUGAUUAAGAUGAACUCUGUGAAAAUGCAAAUUGUUGGGUUUCUGUUAUCACUUUUAACAUCUGGUUUUGGGUUCUACUAUGGACACAGUCACUGGAAAUGGGGUCACUUAGUGGUGCUUGGUUGUAUUCAGAGCACAGCAACGGGGAUUUUGCAUGCUUUUGGAAGGGUGUUGGUGUUGGAUUGUGCUCCAUCUGGGAAAGAAGGUGCAUUCUCUAUAUGGUAUGCAUGGAUGAGAUCUGCAGGGUUGUGCGUGGGAUUCACGGUGGGUUCAGUUGCACCAGGACGCAUUCGAUCUUCAUUUGGAGCUGCGUUUUGCACUGCCAUUGCUGGGAUUGUUGUGCUGCUCUUCGGAAAUAUCAGUGAUUUUGGUGGUGCUGUUGCUGCUGGGCACGUCAGAGAGGAUAAUAAUGAGAGAAGCUCAACUGUCCCUGUCUUAGAUUCAAAAGAAUCUAGCCGCGUUUGA
This is a messenger RNA of Gastrolobium bilobum, 1240 nucleotides long. RefSeq lists its product as uncharacterized. The transcript has a single exon. The record is from RefSeq and is a predicted model, not a curated record. NCBI's taxonomy places the organism in Eukaryota, Viridiplantae, Streptophyta, Magnoliopsida, Fabales, Fabaceae. Bases 278 to 1240 code for a protein of 320 amino acids.